Molecule: messenger RNA, 1458 nt
Organism: Somion occarium
Lineage: Eukaryota; Fungi; Basidiomycota; Agaricomycetes; Polyporales; Cerrenaceae
Source: the annotation of a GenBank genome assembly
AGUACAACUUUGCCGUUAACAACCUCCACCCAGCUGCCGACGAUGCCCUCGCAAACUGUAUCUUCCAAGUCUGCACCUGCUCGGCACGAUAUGUCUGUUAUUCUUGUCACUGGGUCCUACGAUCAUGAGAUUCGUUUCUGGGAAGCUUGGAGUGGCAUAUGUUCUCGCACAAUCCCGCGUACAGGAGAAACAGGACAAAUUAAUCGUCUAGCCAUUUCCCCGGAUAAACGAUUACUGGCAGCGGGCAUUCACAAGAAGGUGUGCAUAUAUGAAAUCGCGAAUCCCUCCGCACCGCCGCUCCAAUUUGACGGCCAUACCGGCAAUGUCACUGCCGUUUGCUUCCAUAGUGAGGGUAAAUGGUUGGUCACUGGCAGUGAAGACGGUACGAUCAAGAUCUGGGACCUGCGGAGUGCACACCUUCAAAGAAAUUAUGACAACGAGGCACCAGUAAAUGAUGUGGUAGUGCACCCCAAUCAAGGCGAGCUUUUGUCAUGCGAUCAAGCUGGGAGAAUCAAACAGUGGGAUUUGUCAGAGAACAUCUGCACGCACGAACUUACACCUGCAGGCGACAUCCCAAUGCGUUCGAUCAGUUUGGCAUCCGAUGGUUCUUGUCUUGUGGCCGGUAAUAACAAAGGCCGAUGUUAUGUCUGGAAGAUCAACGACGAGCGAUCAGAUCUACCCCGAUUUCAGGCAGUUACUAAGUUUCAAGCACACAACAAAUACCUGACGCGGUGUCUAUUUAGUCCAGACGUAAAGUAUCUUGCAACAUGCUCUGCGGAUACAACGGUCAAAAUAUGGUCCAUUUCGCUGAACUAUGAGUUCAAACUAGACAAGGUUCUCCAAGGCCACCAGCGUUGGGUCUGGGACUGUGCCUUCAGCGCCGACUCAGCGUACCUUGUGACUGCCUCUUCAGACCAUACGGCACGACUAUGGGAAAUGGCGUCCGGCGAGACCGUUCGUCAAUACAACGGGCAUCAUAAAGCGGCGGUGUGUUGUGCGUUGCACGACGGUGCGGGGUAGUUGAUUUCCUUUCGAAUUAUUGCGUGUCCUGUCCACGAAGUAUGUGUACUUUCCGCCAAUACCAUAAGAGUCCUUCGGAAUGCUGCGGGUUUGAUCCUCAAGUUGUUUUUUUCGCAUCCUACGUUCCUUUUCUCCGAUUCUAUUCCGGGUUCAUGGCGCGCAAAAUUCAGUAACAUUCCCACCUGCCGACUGCAGCUAUGGGAGCUUGUAGUCAAAGUACGUCACUGUAUCGCUCUCGUUGCGUUUCCGACCGAACUCUGUGUACAAUCUAGGCCAUUCUGCGAACCAAGGCGAACAAAGUUCUGCCCCCGGGGGCAUACUUCGGAAUGUGACGUCCAGAUCUGAUAGAACUCCAGAAGAAUGAGCUCCUGAUGGCGAUCCGGGGUUGAUGCAGCCGCGUGUUGGUGAAAAUCUGAACAAUAACCUUCAUAUACUCGA